AUGACCCGUCUUGCCAGCGCAUUCCAGCUCCUCGUGUUCCUCUUGUUACUGGGCACGAGUAGCUCAGCCGUUCACAACGACGACACAGAGUCAUUCAAUGUCCAGCCGCUCCACGACACGCAGCACAAGCUGGCUGGUGAAGCCACGAACAAAGCGAGGAACGGCGGGAGAGGGCCGGCUGAUACUGCGCGUAAUGGCCCAGACCAGAGUCAGGUGGGUUGCAGGGAGCUGAGGUCCACAAAAUACAUCUCUGAUGGCCAAUGCACCAGUCUCAACCCCAUCAAGGAGCUGGUGUGUGCUGGGGAGUGCCUACCAGCCCACCUGCUGCCCAACUGGAUCGGCGGUGGGAGUUACACAGGGAGGUAUUGGAGCCGCCGCGAGGCCCAGGAGUGGCGCUGCAUCAUUGACCGCACUCGGACCCAGCGGAUCUGGCUGCAGUGCCAGGACGGGAGCUCUAGGACCUACAAGAUAACUGUGGUGACCUCCUGCAAGUGCAAACGGUAUUCCAGAAAGCAGAAUGUCUCAGAACACAAGGACACAACUGCCAACAGUGGCAAACAGAGGAAAAAUCAGAGAAUGACUCAGUGA
This is a messenger RNA of Scomber japonicus (chub mackerel), 588 nucleotides long. Its product is annotated as sclerostin domain-containing protein 1-like. Gene Ontology annotation, molecular function: BMP binding. Bases 1 to 588 code for a protein of 195 amino acids. The record is from RefSeq and is a predicted model, not a curated record. The transcript has 2 exons. NCBI's taxonomy places the organism in Eukaryota, Metazoa, Chordata, Actinopteri, Scombriformes, Scombridae. Gene Ontology annotation, biological process: negative regulation of Wnt signaling pathway; negative regulation of BMP signaling pathway.